ACGAUGGGUGGUGCGUUGGGACCGAUUCUCCACUGGCUCCACGACGUGGCUGCCGUGACUCUCCUGAAGGCCAGGAGAACUUUAUUCCAAGCCGCUGUUCUCUUCUGCGUUCUGGGUCUUCUGCUUUGGGUGUCCAUUUUCUUAUACGGCAGUUUUUAUUACUCCUACAUGCCCACGGUGAGCUUCUCCGCCCCUGUGCAUUACUACUUCAACUCCGAUUGCGACGCAUCGAAGCUUUGCUCCUUCCCAAUGGCCAACAUCUCCCUGUUGAAGAACGACCGAGACCAGGUGAUGGCUUUCGGGCAACCGUACCGAAUAUCUCUGGAGUUGGAGCUUCCGGAAUCGCCCGCGAACGAACAACUAGGCAUGUUCAUGGUGAAGAUGUCCUGCUACUCCAAAGGCGGGAAAACAGUGUCUUCGGUUCGACGUUCCACGAUGCUGCACUACCGAUCGGCUCUUUUGCAGACCCUCAGCACCUUCUUCUUCUCCCCGUUUCUGCUAACCGGAAUGGCCGAACAGAAGCAGCUGAUCGAAGUGGAGCUUUUCCCCGCCUACAAGACCAACAGCUACCAACCCACCGUCGGCGCUGUGAUCGAGAUCCAAUCCAGACGCGUUCAGAUCUACUCGUCCCAGCUCCGGAUCCACGCGUACUUCACCGGCGUCCGUUACGUUUUGUACAACUUCCCGUUGAUGUCGGCCGUGGUGGGCGUUGCCAGCAACUUCGCCUUCAUCGGCGCCGUGGUGCUCUUCAGCUAUCUGCAGUUCGUCUGGGGCGGUCUUUGGCCUCCGGAUCAGGUGCGCGUCAAGGUCAUGAUGGGCGACAGUACCCGGAUGCAACAGAGGAAGGAGGAAGUCAAGAAGCGUAUGGAGAAGGAAAAUUCCUUGAAGGAACUGGAUUCGCCCAAGGCCAUCGGUCCCGUGAACGAGGAGGUCGAUGACACGGCGGCGGAGGCGUCAAAGACUUCCUUUGUGGUGGGAAAUGUCAUCGAUCGCGAUGUUCCCGAUCCGGAGAAAGAUGGGUCAGCUGACUUCGGACCGCCGGAGGAGACCGAGAAGAACGAGACAACGCUCCGACAGAGAGCCGGGACGUCGAAAGAAGCAUCGGAUUAG
This is a messenger RNA of Nerophis lumbriciformis (worm pipefish), 1110 nucleotides long. Lineage: Eukaryota; Metazoa; Chordata; Actinopteri; Syngnathiformes; Syngnathidae. The record is from RefSeq and is a predicted model, not a curated record.